AUGGCCUUUUGUUUCUUCCUCCAGGAAAAUGGCCAUGUGAAAAUCAACGGGGACGUGUCCCCCAAGGCCGACGGGGAGGCGAGCUCCCUGAACGGCAGUGGCUCGGCAGAGGCCCCCAAGGAGCCCGCCAAGGCCGAGGCGGGCAGCGGAGAUGCCAUAGAGCCGGCUCCGGUGGCCGAGGGCGAGGCCAAACCCGACGGAGCUGCUCAGGGCGCCACCUCCAAACAGACGCCCAAGAAGAAGAAGAGGUUCUCUUUCAAGAAGUCCUUCAAGCUGAGCGGCAUUUCCUUCCGGAAGGCCAAGAAGGAAGCCGGAGACGCGUCGGCCGCGUCCUCUCCUGGCGAGGAGCAGGGGAAGGUGGAGGCCGAGGAGGCGGAGGAGAGCCAGGCGGCCGCUGCGGCCGGGGAGGGGGAGCAGGCCAGCGCGCCCAAAGAGGAGAAGGCGGCCCCCGAGGAGGCCGCGGCCCCCGACAAUCAGCCAGAGCCGGUGGCCAAGCGGCAAGAGGGCAGCGACGGGCCAGGGAAGGAGGAGGAACAGCCACAGCAGCCCUCUGGCGAGAGCGAGGGGGGCACAAAGCCAGAAGAGACCUCAGAAUCGGCGGAGGCUGAGCCCAGCGUUGCAGCCGACACUGCUGCUGCCACCGAGCAGAAAGAAGAGUAGAGCUGACUUCUGCUGCCCACCCGUCCAUCGGAAAGAGACUUGUCUGUGCCAUCCUUCCCAUCCCAGCACCCCCACGGAACUGCUGCCUUGAUCACGUGCCCACCACAAGCCCAGGCCUUCUGCAUAGAGCUGGCAAGCUUUUUCACUCCACAACGUCUCCCCCCCCGGCUCACUCCUCCAACACAGUGAAGAAAAAAAAGAAAAAAGUCUCCAGCUUGGGAUCCUGGGGACCCCGGAGGGCCCCGCUGCCACCCGAGCCGGAGCUCUAAAGCCCCUCUUAAAACUAUAUGGAGAGAUUCUGAUCCUGGACAGAAACUGGAACUUGCUCCAUUUAAUGAGACUCCAGCUAUUAACACCAAGUUCUUUUCCGCUCGGAUCUUCUGUUUCUACUAAUCUUCGAAAGCAGCUCUUUUUUUUUU
Messenger RNA from Python bivittatus (Burmese python), 1079 nucleotides. The record is from RefSeq and is a predicted model, not a curated record. Lineage: Eukaryota; Metazoa; Chordata; Lepidosauria; Squamata; Pythonidae.